Messenger RNA from Homo sapiens (human), 4112 nucleotides. It is a transcript of the gene PIGO, whose product is annotated as phosphatidylinositol glycan anchor biosynthesis class O. The record is from RefSeq and is marked reviewed. Gene Ontology annotation, cellular component: endoplasmic reticulum membrane. Gene Ontology annotation, molecular function: transferase activity, transferring phosphorus-containing groups; mannose-ethanolamine phosphotransferase activity. The transcript is spliced from 11 exons. Bases 439 to 3708 code for a protein of 1089 amino acids. Gene Ontology annotation, biological process: GPI anchor biosynthetic process. NCBI's taxonomy places the organism in Eukaryota, Metazoa, Chordata, Mammalia, Primates, Hominidae.
GCCGCCGCCGCACUUCCGGGUGCCAUUGCAGGUGAGCCAGGGUCUCCCGAGAACCUCACCCCCCGGUAUUCCCCUCACCCUGAAGUAAGGGAGUCUCCCUCUUCCCCUCAGCUCCUAACCAAGGUGCUCAGUACCGCGGCUAGGGUGCCCAGCGGGAGGCUGGGUAGUUACCGGAGGAGGCAGAGCCGGUCGCACGCCUGGGUCCCAGCGGAGGCCCAGUCGACUCUCGACCCGGGCCCCAGCCUCCUUGCGUGGCGAAGGUCGUGCCUCAGGUCUCCUGGCGAACCUGGCCGCCCGGAAGCGGAGAGUGACUCCUCCCCUUCGUCCCCUCGGUGCCCGCCAGGCGGCGCCGUCGGCUGGGCCCGGAUUCCCCUGCGGCUUCGAUCCCUUUCCACUGGGUAUUGAGAUUGGCGAGGGGAGAGGCGCAGAAACGGCGUGAUGCAGAAAGCCUCAGUGUUGCUCUUCCUGGCCUGGGUCUGCUUCCUCUUCUACGCUGGCAUUGCCCUCUUCACCAGUGGCUUCCUGCUCACCCGUUUGGAGCUCACCAACCAUAGCAGCUGCCAAGAGCCCCCAGGCCCUGGGUCCCUGCCAUGGGGGAGCCAAGGGAAACCUGGGGCCUGCUGGAUGGCUUCCCGAUUUUCGCGGGUUGUGUUGGUGCUGAUAGAUGCUCUGCGAUUUGACUUCGCCCAGCCCCAGCAUUCACACGUGCCUAGAGAGCCUCCUGUCUCCCUACCCUUCCUGGGCAAACUAAGCUCCUUGCAGAGGAUCCUGGAGAUUCAGCCCCACCAUGCCCGGCUCUACCGAUCUCAGGUUGACCCUCCUACCACCACCAUGCAGCGCCUCAAGGCCCUCACCACUGGCUCACUGCCUACCUUUAUUGAUGCUGGUAGUAACUUCGCCAGCCACGCCAUAGUGGAAGACAAUCUCAUUAAGCAGCUCACCAGUGCAGGAAGGCGUGUAGUCUUCAUGGGAGAUGAUACCUGGAAAGACCUUUUCCCUGGUGCUUUCUCCAAAGCUUUCUUCUUCCCAUCCUUCAAUGUCAGAGACCUAGACACAGUGGACAAUGGCAUCCUGGAACACCUCUACCCCACCAUGGACAGUGGUGAAUGGGACGUGCUGAUUGCUCACUUCCUGGGUGUGGACCACUGUGGCCACAAGCAUGGCCCUCACCACCCUGAAAUGGCCAAGAAACUUAGCCAGAUGGACCAGGUGAUCCAGGGACUUGUGGAGCGUCUGGAGAAUGACACACUGCUGGUAGUGGCUGGGGACCAUGGGAUGACCACAAAUGGAGACCAUGGAGGGGACAGUGAGCUGGAGGUCUCAGCUGCUCUCUUUCUGUAUAGCCCCACAGCAGUCUUCCCCAGCACCCCACCAGAGGAGCCAGAGGUGAUUCCUCAAGUUAGCCUUGUGCCCACGCUGGCCCUGCUGCUGGGCCUGCCCAUCCCAUUUGGGAAUAUCGGGGAAGUGAUGGCUGAGCUAUUCUCAGGGGGUGAGGACUCCCAGCCCCACUCCUCUGCUUUAGCCCAAGCCUCAGCUCUCCAUCUCAAUGCUCAGCAGGUGUCCCGAUUUCUUCAUACCUACUCAGCUGCUACUCAGGACCUUCAAGCUAAGGAGCUUCAUCAGCUGCAGAACCUCUUCUCCAAGGCCUCUGCUGACUACCAGUGGCUUCUCCAGAGCCCCAAGGGGGCUGAGGCGACACUGCCGACUGUGAUUGCUGAGCUGCAGCAGUUCCUGCGGGGAGCUCGGGCCAUGUGCAUCGAGUCUUGGGCUCGUUUCUCUCUGGUCCGCAUGGCGGGGGGUACUGCUCUCUUGGCUGCUUCCUGCUUUAUCUGCCUGCUGGCAUCUCAGUGGGCAAUAUCCCCAGGCUUUCCAUUCUGCCCUCUACUCCUGACACCUGUGGCCUGGGGCCUGGUUGGGGCCAUAGCGUAUGCUGGACUCCUGGGAACUAUUGAGCUGAAGCUAGAUCUAGUGCUUCUAGGGGCUGUGGCUGCAGUGAGCUCAUUCCUCCCUUUUCUGUGGAAAGCCUGGGCUGGCUGGGGGUCCAAGAGGCCCCUGGCAACCCUGUUUCCCAUCCCUGGGCCCGUCCUGUUACUCCUGCUGUUUCGCUUGGCUGUGUUCUUCUCUGAUAGUUUUGUUGUAGCUGAGGCCAGGGCCACCCCCUUCCUUUUGGGCUCAUUCAUCCUGCUCCUGGUUGUCCAGCUUCACUGGGAGGGCCAGCUGCUUCCACCUAAGCUACUCACAAUGCCCCGCCUUGGCACUUCAGCCACAACAAACCCCCCACGGCACAAUGGUGCAUAUGCCCUGAGGCUUGGAAUUGGGUUGCUUUUAUGUACAAGGCUAGCUGGGCUUUUUCAUCGUUGCCCUGAAGAGACACCUGUUUGCCACUCCUCUCCCUGGCUGAGUCCUCUGGCAUCCAUGGUGGGUGGUCGAGCCAAGAAUUUGUGGUAUGGAGCUUGUGUGGCGGCGCUGGUGGCCCUGUUAGCUGCCGUGCGCUUGUGGCUUCGCCGCUAUGGUAAUCUCAAGAGCCCCGAGCCACCCAUGCUCUUUGUGCGCUGGGGACUGCCCCUAAUGGCAUUGGGUACUGCUGCCUACUGGGCAUUGGCGUCGGGGGCAGAUGAGGCUCCCCCCCGUCUCCGGGUCCUGGUCUCUGGGGCAUCCAUGGUGCUGCCUCGGGCUGUAGCAGGGCUGGCUGCUUCAGGGCUCGCGCUGCUGCUCUGGAAGCCUGUGACAGUGCUGGUGAAGGCUGGGGCAGGCGCUCCAAGGACCAGGACUGUCCUCACUCCCUUCUCAGGCCCCCCCACUUCUCAAGCUGACUUGGAUUAUGUGGUCCCUCAAAUCUACCGACACAUGCAGGAGGAGUUCCGGGGCCGGUUAGAGAGGACCAAAUCUCAGGGUCCCCUGACUGUGGCUGCUUAUCAGUUGGGGAGUGUCUACUCAGCUGCUAUGGUCACAGCCCUCACCCUGUUGGCCUUCCCACUUCUGCUGUUGCAUGCGGAGCGCAUCAGCCUUGUGUUCCUGCUUCUGUUUCUGCAGAGCUUCCUUCUCCUACAUCUGCUUGCUGCUGGGAUACCCGUCACCACCCCUGGUCCUUUUACUGUGCCAUGGCAGGCAGUCUCGGCUUGGGCCCUCAUGGCCACACAGACCUUCUACUCCACAGGCCACCAGCCUGUCUUUCCAGCCAUCCAUUGGCAUGCAGCCUUCGUGGGAUUCCCAGAGGGUCAUGGCUCCUGUACUUGGCUGCCUGCUUUGCUAGUGGGAGCCAACACCUUUGCCUCCCACCUCCUCUUUGCAGUAGGUUGCCCACUGCUCCUGCUCUGGCCUUUCCUGUGUGAGAGUCAAGGGCUGCGGAAGAGACAGCAGCCCCCAGGGAAUGAAGCUGAUGCCAGAGUCAGACCCGAGGAGGAAGAGGAGCCACUGAUGGAGAUGCGGCUCCGGGAUGCGCCUCAGCACUUCUAUGCAGCACUGCUGCAGCUGGGCCUCAAGUACCUCUUUAUCCUUGGUAUUCAGAUUCUGGCCUGUGCCUUGGCAGCCUCCAUCCUUCGCAGGCAUCUCAUGGUCUGGAAAGUGUUUGCCCCUAAGUUCAUAUUUGAGGCUGUGGGCUUCAUUGUGAGCAGCGUGGGACUUCUCCUGGGCAUAGCUUUGGUGAUGAGAGUGGAUGGUGCUGUGAGCUCCUGGUUCAGGCAGCUAUUUCUGGCCCAGCAGAGGUAGCCUAGUCUGUGAUUACUGGCACUUGGCUACAGAGAGUGCUUGAGAACAGUGUAGCCUGGCCUGUACAGGUACUGGAUGAUCUGCAAGACAGGCUCAGCCAUACUCUUACUAUCAUGCAGCCAGGGGCCGCUGACAUCUAGGACUUCAUUAUUCUAUAAUUCAGGACCACAGUGGAGUAUGAUCCCUAACUCCUGAUUUGGAUGCAUCUGAGGGACAAGGGGGGCGGUCUCCGAAGUGGAAUAAAAUAGGCCGGGCGUGGUGACUUGCACCUAUAAUCCCAGCACUUUGGGAGGCAGAGGUGGGAGGAUUGCUUGGUCCCAGGAGUUCAAGACCAGCCUGUGGAACAUAACAAGACCCCGUCUCUACUAUUUAAAAAAAAGUGUAAUAAAAUGAUAAUAUAAUUA